Messenger RNA from Boleophthalmus pectinirostris (great blue-spotted mudskipper), 616 nucleotides. RefSeq lists its product as uncharacterized. Gene Ontology annotation, biological process: lipid metabolic process. The transcript is spliced from 4 exons. The coding region runs from base 92 to 451 and encodes 119 amino acids. Lineage: Eukaryota; Metazoa; Chordata; Actinopteri; Gobiiformes; Gobiidae. The record is from RefSeq and is a predicted model, not a curated record.
CACAAACCAGAGAUAAAAAUAAGUGUGUUGCUGAUUCAUGAAGUUUGCAGAAGCGUCACACAAUGUGCAGUGAAACUCUAACAAAGCCACAAUGGCCACCAGAGCUCUAUGCUGCCUCGCCCUGCUCCUGAUCUGCCUCGCUGUUGUGAACUCAUGGAGACCUCCGCGACAAGAGGAUGGCAGAAGAAUUCCUGGCGCUUGUUCAGUCUGCAAACGCAUUGUGAAAUGGGUCCAAAGUCAACUCAGCAAAGACAGCUCAAAGGAGAAGAUCGAGAAUCUCCUGAACCGUGUGUGUCUCCGUAUUAAAAGUCGUCUGCUGCAGAAGGCCUGUAAGCUUGUGCUGAGGAAGCUAAAGAAAAAACUCAUCAACACCAUCACCAACAAGGUGUGCCCUCUGAGACUGUGUCGACAGCUUCGGCUGUGCAAGAAAACAUAUGUGAUGUGGCAAUAAAGAUGGUCCAGUAGAGGAUUCAUAAUAAGGAGCAACAAUAUACAGUGUGUAUGUUGCACAUCAGUUUGUGGAAUAUUUAGUCAAGCCAAAAAUGAGACCAUAUGUCUCUCUUUGAAAAAAUAACCUACAACGAGCAAAAUAAAUAAAUAAAUAAAAUAAAAACAU